This is a messenger RNA of Anthostomella pinea, 2190 nucleotides long. The record is from the annotation of a GenBank genome assembly. NCBI's taxonomy places the organism in Eukaryota, Fungi, Ascomycota, Sordariomycetes, Xylariales, Xylariaceae.
AUGGCGAGCCUCAAGGCCCUCUACGCCUCUGAUGGCCUCGAUCGCCCAGAGUUCAAAACCAACAUGAACGUCGACUAUGUGAUACACUACAAGAUCGCCGCCGAUAAAGCUCAGACCGAGGCUGGCUUCACCCAGCUGAUUGAGGCUCUCACCAAAGUUGGUCUCGCAUCUGAGGUUCGAAAUGGUGACGAGUCUUCCGUGCUGGUUUUCGUCAAGGUCGCCUCCGACAAGUACCUAAAUACUCAUAUCUACCGCGAGCGUGUCCAGGAUUGGCUGUACGGCGUGCGGGCCACAUCUCUGGAGAAGGACUUGGACAAGGCGUUCGAAAGCGAGCCGGUUAGCGAGGCGGAACGCUUGCGCACUGUCUACCUGCUGAUGACGAAGCCCAAGAACGAGGGCGGCGCCGGCAUCACACCAAAGACCGGUCAGUGGGAGCAGGUUGUCUCCAUCUUCCCUCUCCAUGACCACAAAUUCAACUCGUCCUGGAUCAAGGAGUGGAGUACCAAAUACUAUCUAAACGACCAGGACCUGAACCGCAUUCGCAACAGGUUUGGCGAGAGGGUGGCUUUCUACUUCGCCUUCCUACAGUCUUACUUCGCCUUCCUCUUGUUUCCGGCCUCCUUUGGGUUUGCUGCUUGGCUCAUUCUGGGACGAUACUCGUGGACAUACGCCAUUGUGAACUCGUUAUGGUCGGUUAUCUUCUUCGAGUGGUGGAAGAAGAAGGAGGUCGAUCUGGCUGUUCAAUGGGGUGUUCGUGGAGUAUCGCGCAUUCAACAUCCUCGUACCCAGUUCCAGUGGGACCACGAAGCCGCCGAUCCUGUCACCGGUGAGCCCACCAAGGUUUACUCGCCCAUCAAGAGACUGCAAACCCAGCUACUGCAGGUUCCAUUCGCACUGGCCUGCGUGUCGAUUCUCGGCGCACUCUAUGUGUUCUGCUUCGGUAUCGAGAUAUUCAUCUCAGAGGUCUACAAUGGACCUUUCAAGUCCUACCUGACCUUCACACCAACCGUCAUUCUCACGGCAUUCACACCGAUGCUGUCAACUGUCCUUGGCAACUUUGCCGAGAAGCUCACCGAGGCGGAGAAUUACGAGACUAACGAUGCCCACCAAGCAGCUCUCAUCCGCAAGAUCUUCAUCAUCAAUUUCAUCACCUCAUAUACUCCACUGCUGCUCUCGGCUUUCGUGUAUAUGCCGUUUGGAAACCUCAUGGUGCCAUAUCUCGAUAUUUUCAAGAUCACGGCCGAGAAACUGUCCAGCGAGAAGGUAAUCAUCACCCAAGGCUUCGAAAUCAACCCCGACCGCUUGAAAAAGCAGAUCAUCUAUUUCACUGUAACCGCUCAGAUCGUCAACCUCGCCCUUGAAGUCGUCGUGCCUUACGUGAAGCGCAAGGCUUUCAAGGAGGUUGAGAAGGUAGAGUCAAAGAUGACCAAGAAGGACAAUCAGGCGGCGGCAUCUCAAGAUGCCCCCGAAGAGCGUGCAUUCCUCAAAAGAGUUCGGAACGAAGCAGAGCUCGAUGUGUACGAUGUCGCUGGAGAUUACCGCGAGAUGGUUGUCCAGUUCGGUUACCUAGCUCUCUUUUCAGCCAUCUGGCCGCUGACGCCACUGUCAUUCUUGAUCAACAACUGGGUUGAGCUACGAUCAGAUGCGUUGAAGAUUGCGGUCAGCAGUCAACGUCCCAUCCCUUGGCGAGCUGACUCCAUUGGCCCUUGGCUGGAGGCUCUUGGGUUCUUGUCAUGGUUCGGAACUAUGGUGAGCUCGGCUAUAGUAUUCCUCUUCAGCGGCGACGCUGAGGGGCCCGGUGGUGACCCAUCAAAUGUCAAUGUUUGGGGUCUUCUUCUAUGCAUCCUGCUGGCAGAACACUUCUACCUUGGCGCACAGGCCCUUGUUCGACACGCUUUGAGCCAAAUCGACAGCCCGGGUCUCCAGAAGGAGAGAGCUGAACGGUUUACCAUGCGAAAGCGUCUCCUGGAGGACAGUCUCGGCCCUGAGGCUACGGAUAGACCAGUCCCACCCACGGCUCAGAAGGGGGAGAAAAUCACCCGUGAGGCUCUGGAGGCAGAGGCCCGCAAGGAAUCUACGGGUGGUGGCAGAACUCCCGAACAAUCGUUCUGGCUACGCCAACAGGGAAUGGACGAGACGAUUCAGAUUGGUCGCAAGCUCAUCUCGCAGGCCAAGACAGAGAAGAACUAG